GAAUGUCUCUAGAUGCGGCGCGUGUGAGCGCGGACAUGGGAGAGCUACAGCUGGCGGUGCCCGGGGAAGCCAGCGCUUCAGAGCAGCGUCUCCUGUAAGAGCCAGCCUCAGCUCCCAGAGAGAGCAGUCGGGCAGCUAGCUCAGCAACCAGCUGCCCGCGCUGGAUUUUUGCAUUGCAUAGAAAAAGAAGCCACUCUGCUGUUGAAUUUAAAUUUUUUUUUUGGCAUGGAAGGGUGAGGGCUUGCACCCUAGGCUGACGGCAUUGAUCGGAAGCAAAAGCCAGGUCAGCAGAUGGAGGAGGAUGUGUGAAUGAAUUGCCAGGUCCCCUUCGAUCGUGGUUUGCAGAGAAGGCUGCAUUGCCCCUGGAAGACAAGACCAUCGCUAGUUCUUCUCCUGGCUCAUUUGGUGUGUCUGCGGCGGAGAUAGCGCAUCGCUCCGCAGCGGGAGCUGGUGGCUAGAAUCUACCCCCACGCGUUCUGCUGGCUGGGAAAUAGCCCUGUGAGCUAGCGAAUAGCUCCAUCUCUCUAAAGGAGUCGAUUGAUUUGGUUCCCCCAGCACCCCGGACACUAAUGCCGAGUCUGCUGAAGGGAAAGCUCAGUGUAUGUCCUCUUUGUAAAGGAUGCAUCCACUACUCCAGACCAUUAUUGUACUGAGAGCCUAAAAAAAUAAUAAAAUCCAAGCCCCUCAUUUGCUGCAGCGCUCUCCGCUGGGGCGAGGAGGGAUUCUGACAAUCUCUAGGACGUGUUUUCUUUUUCUAUGCCAUUAACCCAAAGAUUGGUCCCAGCACCACCCUCCUUCUGCCCUUUGUAGUUUGGUUCUGAGUCAGUUCAGAUGGCCAACAAAUGGUGGUUUCGCCAAGCACUAACCCCAGGUGGGUGUUAUCACUGAUUCUCUUCUGCCCUCCACGCAGCAGCCAGUGCAGAAAUAUGCUGGCUCUUCAGCACUCUUCUUGUGAGGGCAUGUCCCGGCCCAACAGUGUGAGCCCCCCAGGCUUCGGAGCCCCUGUAGCUCGGGGAGGCACCGAGCAGCAUCGAUCCGCCUGGGGAGAAGCAGAGUCCAGGGCCAAUGGCUAUUCCUAUCCCCCUGCCCCAAACAGGUCAUCGAGCAAGAAGCCUUCUCGCAUGGCGAGCAGGUGGAGGAGUGAGGAAGACUACGAGCCUCAGCCUAACAGGAACCAGGGGGAGAGCAGUUGCAGGAUGAUGAGUUUUAGAUCCAAGUCCGCCUGGCAGGAGCACGGCGAAGAUAGUCGCCACCACCAGCGCAGAGGGAAUCCCACAUUUACCACCAGCCCUCGGCACUUUAGGGAACUGGGCGAGGUGCGGCCCCGGUCUGUGGAGCUGGGGCUGGAGGAGAAGCGGAUCAAGGCUAAGAUUGAGGAGCUGGAGGAGGAAGAAAGGGACUCCCAGGUGGCCUUCUCCAUGGGCAGCUGCUGCGGCAGCCUGUUGCAGAUCUUCAGGUCCAAGAAGUUCCAGUCGGAGAAGCUGGAGCGCCUCUACCAGCGCUACUUCUUCCGGCUCAACCAGAGCAGCCUCACCAUGCUGAUGUCCGUGCUGGUGCUGGUGUGCCUGGUGAUGCUGAUCUUCCACACUGUGUACGGUCACUAUAAGGUGCCCUACGUGGUGGUGCUCUCGCUGGCCAUCCUGCUGGUAGUGGUGUUGUGCGUGCUGUGCAACCGCAACGACUUCCACCAGGACCACAUGUGGCUGGUGUGCUACUCAGUCAUCCUGGCCAUCGUGGCCGUGCAGGUGGUGGGGGUGCUGCUGGUCUGUCCCAGGAGCGCCUCCGAGGGCAUCUGGUGGACUGUCUUCUUCAUCUACAGCAUCUACACACUGCUGCCAGUCAGGAUGAGGGCAGCGGUCAUCAGCGGGGUGGUCCUCUCAGCAAUCCACCUGGCCAUCUCCCUGAAGACCAACACAGAGGGCCAGUUCCUGUUAAAGCAGCUGGUCUCCAAUGUUCUCAUCUUCUCCUGCACAAACAUUGUAGGAGUGUGUACCCAUUACCCAGCAGAGGUGUCUCAAAGACAAGCGUUCCAAGAGACCAGGGAGUGCAUUCAGGCCAGGCUACAUUCUCAAAGGGAGAACCAGCAACAGGAGCGGCUCCUGCUCUCUGUACUUCCUCGUCACGUUGCCAUGGAGAUGAAAGCCGACAUUAAUGCCAAACAGGAGGAUAUGAUGUUUCAUAAGAUCUACAUCCAGAAGCACGACAAUGUCAGCAUCCUCUUUGCAGACAUUGAGGGGUUCACCAGCCUGGCCUCCCAGUGUACAGCUCAGGAGCUGGUCAUGACGCUGAAUGAGCUCUUUGCCAGAUUUGAUAAGCUUGCAGCUGAAAAUCACUGUUUACGUAUAAAAAUCUUGGGCGAUUGCUAUUACUGCGUGUCUGGAUUACCAGAAGCAAGAGCUGACCAUGCACACUGCUGUGUUGAAAUGGGAAUGGACAUGAUAGAGGCUAUCUCAUUGGUCCGGGAGGUGACAGGAGUCAACGUGAACAUGAGGGUUGGGAUCCACAGUGGGAGAGUUCACUGUGGAGUCUUGGGCCUCAGGAAAUGGCAGUUUGAUGUUUGGUCAAAUGAUGUCACGCUAGCCAAUCACAUGGAAGCCGGAGGUAAAGCAGGGCGAAUCCACAUUACCAAAGCAACCUUGAAUUAUCUGAAUGGAGACUACGAGGUGGAGUUGGGUUUUGGAGGAGAACGCAAUGCUUACCUCAAGGAGCACAGUAUAGAGACCUUCCUGAUUGUACGCUGCAGUCAAAAACGGAAAGAUGAGAAAGCGACAAUAGCCAAGAUGAACAGACAGCGCACCAAUUCCAUCGGCUAUAACCCUCCACACUGGGGUGUGGAUCGCCCCUUUUACAACCAUCUGGGUGCUCACCAGGUCUCCAAGGAGAUGAAGAGAAUGGGUUUUGAGGAUCCCAAGGACAAGAACACCCAAGAAAGCAUGAACCCGGAGGAUGAGGUGGAUGAGUUUCUGGGUCGUGCAAUUGAUGCCAGAAGUAUUGAUCGGUUACGCUCUGAGCAUGUUCGCAAGUUUCUCUUAACAUUCAGGGAGCCUGACUUAGAGAAGAAGUACUCCAAGCAAGUGGACGACAGAUUUGGAGCCUAUGUGGCUUGUGCCUCCCUCGUCUUCCUCUUCAUCUGCUUUGUCCAAAUCACAAUUGUGCCCCACUCUACAUUUAUGUUGGGUUUUUACCUGACCAGUUUUUUGAUCCUGACCACAGUGGUGUUUGUUUCGGUCAUUUACUCCUGCAUAAAGCUUUUCCCAGCUCCACUCCAGACUCUCGCAAGGAAGAUUGUUCAAUCCAGGACCAAUAGCACCUUAGUUGGGGUCUUCACCAUUAUACUGGUUUUUCUGUCAGCAUUUGUCAACAUGUUCAUGUGCAGCACUGUGGAUCUUGUCAGCUGUGUGGCUACAGAGUAUAACGUCACUCCCGACCAGGUGGACAUAGGCCUUAUCAGCAACUUGUCUUUCAAAUACAGCCUGGGCAUCUGGCAGGGAUUCUGUGGCAGUUCCCUGCCCAAUUGCAACUUCCCAGAGUAUUUUACCUACAGUGUCUUACUGAGUCUCCUGGCCUGCUCUGUGUUCCUUCAGAUCAGCUGCAUUGGGAAACUGAUCCUAAUGUUGAUCAUCGAAUUCAUAUAUGUUCUCAUUGUGGAGGUGCCGGGGGUGAACCUCUUUGACAAUGCAGAUCUUCUGGUUGCAGCCAACAGUUUUGAGUUCUCUAAUGCAACAUCAACAUGCUCCCCAAAAGCGUCGAGAGUGGCACUGAAGAUUGUGACCCCUAUCAUCAUAACUGUUUUUGUCCUGGCAUUAUAUCUGCAUGCCCAGCAGGUGGAAUCUACAGCAAGGCUCGACUUCCUUUGGAAACUGCAGGCCACUGAAGAGAAAGAGGAGAUGGAGGAGCUACAGGCCUACAAUAGACGCCUCCUCCACAACAUCUUGCCCAAGGAUGUGGCAGCCCAUUUCCUGGCACAAGAGCGGCGAAACGAUGAGCUGUAUUACCAGUCCUGUGAGUGCGUGGCUGUGAUGUUUGCCUCCAUCAGCAACUUUUCAGAGUUCUACGUGGAGUUAGAGGCAAACAACGAAGGGGUGGAAUGUCUGAGGCUCCUCAACGAAAUUAUUGCAGACUUUGAUGAAAUAAUAAGUGAGGACCAAUUCCGUCAGCUGGAGAAGAUCAAAACCAUUGGCAGUACAUACAUGGCUGCUUCAGGCCUCAAUGACUCUACUUAUGACAAGGUGGGAAAAUCACACAUCAAAGCUCUGGCUGACUUUGCCAUGAGGUUAAUGGACCAAAUGAAGUACAUUAAUGAGCAUUCGUUCAACAACUUCCAGAUGAAAAUAGGGUUAAAUAUUGGUCCUGUGGUAGCUGGGGUGAUAGGCGCACGCAAACCUCAAUAUGACAUCUGGGGAAACACAGUCAACGUAGCCAGUCGAAUGGACAGUACAGGUGUUCCUGACAGAAUUCAGGUGACCACAGACAUGUACCAGGUUUUAGCAGCCAACGGCUAUCAGCUGGAAUGUCGAGGGGUGGUUAAGGUAAAAGGUAAAGGAGAAAUGACCACCUACUUCCUAAACGAAGGGCCGCCGAUCAGUUAGCAGCAACCAUGGCACAACUUUAAAAAUGGCAUUUGCACGGAGAAGAAUUGCUGUUUAGCUGUGGACCCAAAAGUACAGCGCAGUUGCAUUUCUUCAUGCAAACAACUUUAGAGCAUGGUUCUGACAAGCAAACGAACUUUAGCCACAUGCCAUGCAGUGCAGAAGAAAGAAAACACUGUGGAGUAAUUC
Chelonoidis abingdonii (Abingdon island giant tortoise) is the source of this 4778-nucleotide messenger RNA. It is a transcript of the gene ADCY5, whose product is annotated as adenylate cyclase 5. Gene Ontology annotation, cellular component: plasma membrane. The record is from RefSeq and is a predicted model, not a curated record. Gene Ontology annotation, biological process: cAMP biosynthetic process; intracellular signal transduction; adenylate cyclase-activating G protein-coupled receptor signaling pathway. Gene Ontology annotation, molecular function: adenylate cyclase activity. NCBI's taxonomy places the organism in Eukaryota, Metazoa, Chordata, Testudines, Testudinidae.